AUGGCUUUGCAAAGUUCCAAAACAGUAUAUAUUGCAUGUGGAAUAUUGAUUGUAGUCUCCGUCUUAUAUAUUACAGCUAAUGCUGUACCUAUAUGGGCGACGAGAUCUGUUGGAUCAGGCACAGCUACAGUCGGUUUGUGGAAAUUAUGUGUAAAAAUUGAAGGUACAUCGGAAUGUGUUGGUGAUGGAUCGAAAGUGGAUGAUAAAACUAUGGCUACACGAGCAUUCAUUACAAUAUGUUGUAUUUUAGCCCCAUUAUCAGCUAUAUCAAUAUUAUCGAUUAUAUUGGUGAAUGAAAAUCUAAAGAAGCGUAUGUCUCUAUUAGCUAAAGUUCUUGCCAUAGCAAGUGCUAUUAGUGGAAUUAUUGGUGUUGGUCUUGGAAUUAGUAUGGUUGUGGAUAUUAUUAAGAUUUCGAAUGCUACGAUGGGUGUAUCAUGUAUUUUAGCUAUUGUCGCAGUCGCACUGAACUUAGUGGGUGCAGUUAUCACAUUUUUGAUCAAAUAA
Molecule: messenger RNA, 504 nt
Organism: Adineta steineri
Lineage: Eukaryota; Metazoa; Rotifera; Eurotatoria; Adinetida; Adinetidae
Source: the annotation of a GenBank genome assembly